Molecule: messenger RNA, 5262 nt
Organism: Mauremys reevesii (Reeves's turtle)
Lineage: Eukaryota; Metazoa; Chordata; Testudines; Geoemydidae
Gene: EPM2A
Product: EPM2A glucan phosphatase, laforin
Exons: 6
Coding region: 2887-3630 (247 amino acids)
Biological process (GO): protein dephosphorylation
Cellular component (GO): nucleus; cytoplasm
Molecular function (GO): starch binding; protein tyrosine/serine/threonine phosphatase activity; protein tyrosine phosphatase activity
Source: RefSeq, a predicted model, not a curated record
GUCCGGGCCCGCUGGGAGCAGCCGCUUUGCCGGAGGGGGCGCUGCCCGCCGCCGGGUCGCUCCCGCUGCGUUUCGGUUCUAGGGAGCUUGGGGCCCCCCCCUCCCCCCGCACACCCACACCGGGCUCUGCGGCGUCCUCCCGCCGCUCCCCCUCCGCCUGCACUGAGACCCACCUCCCCCGCUGCUGCACGAUCCCCCGCUCGGCCUGGGGUGAGCCGCUCCGGCGGGGGGCGGGCGCCCAACAACAGCAAUCCCGAUUUCUAACCUCAGGCCUAAUUGCACCGAAAGACUAGCUUGACCUCGCUGUUUCGCUCCGCUGUGCCACGCGCUAAGGGUGUUGAAACGGCUCGGUCGCUGCUGGGAGAAGUCUUCCCGUCACCUGUGGAUUAACAGCAGCGACGGAAAACCCCCUUCCCCCAUACAGGAGGCAUCCGCACUACCGCGCUGUAGGGGCACAGCUUUGCCAUUGUAGUGUAGAGGUGCCCUAUGUGCCUAGUAAUAAGGAAGGAGAGGGAAGAAGUACAGGAUUUGGGGUGGGCAUCAGCACUCUGUAAUCCCUUUAUUGGGAUGUGUUUCAUACCUCUUGUUUUGCACGUGUGAACAAGCUAUUCAGCAAUGAAGAAGUUAAAUUUCAUUUAUUGGCCUAUACUGUCAAUGAAAGAUGUCAAGAAAGAGAACCAUGUGCAACCGCUUGUAUAAUGGUAGAACACCUUCCUCUGUACACCUUGGGUGACCAGAUGUUCCGAUUUUUGGAUCUUUUUCUUAUAUAGGCUCUUAUUACCCCCAACCCCCAUCCUGAUUUUUCACACUUGCUGUCUGAUCCCCUAUGUAUAUCACAAAGUAUUCAGUGUGUGUCCAGUACAAAGGCUAAGAGAAAUCAACCUGUUAAGAGCUUUAUCACAAAGUUUACCUUUUACAGAAGGAAAUCUGCACAUCCUGUAAAAUUUGCUACCUAACAUAACACAACAAGUCAAACUGCUAAUUAUAACCCCUUGGCAUAUAAAAAAUAUAGCUUUCCGUCAAACAAUCAUUUGACUGAAUUGUUUAAUCAUUUUGUAAUUAUUAUUUGUGCUGUGAUAGCACCCAAAAUGUGCUAGGUGUUUUUACAGAGAGAGUCUCUUCCUUGAAGAGCUGAAGAAGCCAGACACUGAUAAAAGAGUUUUAAUGAAACGGGAAGAUUUUGAUCAUCUAGUCUGGCACAACACAGGCCAUAGAAUUAUACCAAGUAAUUCCUGCUUCAAGUCCAGGAUUCAUUAAAAUUUUUUAAAUGAACUCAACAUCUGAACUAGCGUGGUGGCUUUUUGUAGCUGGUGAGCUUUUCCAUUAAAAUAAUCAAGGGCAGAAUUGGAAAAGACAUAUUACAUUACUUUUUCUAUUCUGCCAAUUCCCUGCACCAUUUUCUAGUGCUUUAGGCAAUCUAGUUUUUAAAGGGACUUUCACUUCCCUUAGGGUAUAUCUACAAUACAAACCUGCGGUGGUGCAUGUCCACACUACUCUCCUUGUGUUGGUGGUGUGCGUCCUCACCAGGAGAGUUUCCACUGACCUCAGAGGGGCAGUGUGGGGAGCUGAGAGCCUGGGCUUCCGGUGGGCUUCCCCCCCUUCUUCCUGUUCCCCACCAGGAGCAGGUGGAAGCAGCUAUGGCCUCUGACCACUAGGGAAUGGGUGGGCAGGAGGGGGCACUCAGGCUUCUCGCCCCAGUACCCAGCCAGGAGUGGAAUCUGAAGUUACCCCAGCUCCCUGCCUGGAGCAGGGUCCAAAGCUGCCCCUGGUUGUUUCUUGUCAAUUUCAUGGCUCCUGCAGUGAAAUUGACAAGACAGCAGAUGUAAAGGCGCAGUAUCUACACCAACAUAAGCCUUAAGCCUCUCGGGGAGGGUGGAGUUAUGAUAUCAAUGUAGUAGUGCAUUUGUAUUGGUGGGAGGAAGGCUGUAGUGUAGACACUGAUAUAAUAGGUCAUCAUAAACUUCCUUAUGUCGACCUAACUGUGUAGUGUAGUCUAGCGGUUCUCAAACUUCAUUGCACUGCGACCCCCUUUUGACAACAAAAAUUACUACGUGACCCUGGGGGGGGAGGAGCUGAAACCUAAGCCAAAGCUCCGGCUUCAGCCCCAGGUGAGAGGCUCAGGCUUUGGCUUCAACCCCAGGCCCUUGCAAGUCUAACGUUAGUCCUGGCGACCCCAUUAAAAUGGGGUCUUGACCCACAGUUUGAGAACCAUUGCCUUAGACUAUUUCAGUGAAUUUCACUGUAAUAUCUUAGACACAAGAGAGAAUGGGCACUUUGUUUGUUUAAUCUGCUAAAGAUCUGAUUCUGUGCCUUUUCAGUGAUGGGAGCUUGAGACUUAAUGUAAGGGGAAAAGAUGCAUUGAAGGAUAUUAUCUUUUUAAAUAAGGAGCAACUUGUAUAUUAAAGUGUAUAAACUACUAAAAUUUAAUUCUGUGCACAGAAGAAGCAAGUGACAAUACAGCUGUGCUUUGCACAUUAGGGAGGAUACAUAUCAAAUUUCAGUCAGCUGCACAUACAGGUUAUGCAGGAAGACAUGCCAUAAUUAUAUACCAAGGAAAGCGAAAUAAAUAAAUUAAAAAAGAAUAUACAGCUAACAAUCUUAUGUCUUUGAAAACAACUUUUGAUGUUUUGAUGUGCUUAGGACAUGUGACUAAUGAAAUUUGUUAUAUAUAACAACUAAAUUAGACAUACUCAGCCUGUUUUGACAAUUUCUUUCUUUUGCAGAAGUCCAGGAAAGGGGAACGUACGAAAUCAAAAUCUCUCAUCCAUCCAAAGGAGCAGAAAUGAGGCCCUUUUCUAGAAGGGGCCAAGUCCAAAAUAACUCAUUGCCUUAUCAAUGAUGUGUGUAAUGAAGGUAUGAUCUGUAGGUCUGAAAAUUGAUCUUUGUAUGAGAAGAAGAGUGACAGAUCGGUCCUUAUACCAGUCCAAUAACAGAGAAAGUAAUGGGCCCCAUCAUGACCGCUGCUGUGUCUACAGUGAAAGCAACUUGGUAGAUGGAGUUUACUGCCUGCCAAUAGGACACUGGAUCGAAGUCUCUGGACACACUGAUGAGAUGAAGCACACAACUGACUUCUAUUUUAGUAUUGCAGGCCAUCAAGCCAUUCACUAUUCCAGGAUUCUGCCAAACAUCUGGCUGGGAAGUUGCCCUCGGCAAGUGGAGCAUGUAACCAUCAAGCUAAAACACGAACUGGGUGUUACAGCUGUAAUGAACUUCCAGACUGAGUGGGAUGUUGUUCAGAAUUCCUGGGGCUGCAACCGCUAUCCAGAACCCAUGAGCCCAGAGGUCCUUAUGAAACUAUAUAAAGAGGAAGGUCUUGCUUAUGUCUGGAUGCCAACCCCAGACAUGAGCACAGAAGGAAGAAUACAGAUGUUGCCUCAGGCUGUCUGUCUCCUGCAUGGGCUGCUAGAGAAUGGACACAUCGUCUACGUACAUUGCAAUGCUGGUGUUGGCAGGUCUACAGCCGCAGUCUGUGGUUGGUUAAAGUAUGUGAUGGGAUGGAACCUAAGGAAAGUGCAGUACUUCGUGGCCUCCAGGAGACCUGCAGUCUACAUAGAUGAGGAAGCUCUGGCUCGUGCUGAAGAUGAUUUCUAUCAGAAAUUUGGCCCUCUUCGCUACUCAUGCAAACCUUAGUGGUAGGAAAGCUGAUUGGAGGAGGGGAGAGAUUCCUUGCAGUGUUGCCAACCCCAAGCAUUCAAAAUUCAUAGUCAGACCACCCAAAUUCAUAUGUGUGAGUGAGAGAGUGUGUGAAAAAUCAUGAGAUUUAAAAACAAUAAUUAGUUUAGUCUCUUUUUAUUUGCCUUCUGUUUUUUAGCCUUUGGGGUCCUUGUUUUCAAACUUUUCUCUGCAACCAGGUGGGUUAGGAACUUACUUUGCAAAACAAAAGCUGAGAUUCUCAUGUGCUCAUGUGACUCCAGGAGCUGGGACAAAUAUCACAAGAUACAACCAUGUGAGAUGGCAAGACUGUGGUAGGAAGAAGGUGGAGCAAUGCGGAAGGGUUAUGUAAAGAAAUAAAAGUCAGCGGUGUAGGGGUUUUGUUUUUUUCUGGCUUGGGUAGUCAGGGUUGUUUGGCCAUUUCAGGUAGAGCCUACUGUUUUGCUGUGUUUAUAAAGAUGUUUCUAAUGAAAUGGUCUGACUGAGAAAAAGAAGAAGGAAAUUGAUUUAUGCAGUUGUGUUUCUAUAACAAAUAGCAAGCUCAAUUCAGUUCAUUAGGCAAGAGCUGCCCUUUCUCUCUUGUUUAGGUUUAUAGUUAAUGUGGUUUAGUAAAAUGUACUGCUGUACUUCGUUAUGGUGCUUAGGGUAUUGUAGAUGCUGUGCAGAAAGGUGGGGAAAAGUUCCACUUAUGCAUAUUUAAUCUACUGCAAGGCAGAUCUCCAGGUUUAUUAGAUUAUCCUAGAUUGUAAGAUUUCUGGGGCAGGGACUGUUUUUGUUUUCCUCGUCUGUACAGUGCCUAACACAGAGCCACGAUCCUUGAUUAGGGCCUCUUGGUGCUACCACAAGAUACAUAACAAUAAAGAAAAUGGAGUUAAAGCAGAAGAUAUGGGAGGUGGCCUGGUGAGCCUUAUAUGCAGGCUGUGCUGCCUAAUUUAGAGUCCGAGGUGCAGUGUCCAUCUCAUUCCCCUACUUGGUGUUGCCUGGAAGUUCUGCAAUAGCAGCCGUCUCUUGCUCCUGUGGAAGACAAGUGCUUCCACUGCUGCUCAGACGUCGCUGUCCCAUUAGCUAAACUAGGAAGGGCAUCACUAGCCUCCAGAGUCCAAACAAGCCCCACUCAGCCAAAAAUAGGUGCUGCAACUCAUGACCUCGAGGGGAGGAAGUGGAGAAAUUCCUCUGCUGAGGGUCUGAUUGGGUGGGAGAGUUGCUUGUUAAGGAUACAAAAAUUAAAAAGCUAAUUUCUAGAGGCAGGUGGCUGAACUAAAUCCCUUUUCCAGUUAUUUUUAGAAAAAUGAUUUGUCUAUAUAGAGAUUUAUUCCAUGAUAAAGAGGUGUUAAGAGACAUAUGAUCUUAAUUAUAAGAAAAUCCUACUACUGGAGACUUGUUAGCGAUCUCCCUGUUACAAUAUGCUGGGCACUGUUCAUGGAGAAUGUCCAUCAUAAUAUAUUUUGCUUUAUCUUUGACCCCUUAGAUGCCCUCUGAUGUGAAGAAGCUUCUGGAAGUUAUUUUAAAUGUAUGUAUUUGAUCAUCACUUUAUUUCUGAUUUCUGUUUUGAAAUAAUGUAUGUCACCAGUUAGAAACUGGAUGAAACUAUAGCCCAAUGUUAAAUAAAAG